AUGCCUGUUUUAAGUUCCUGCUGCUUUGAACGCCUCAUCAGGGACGGUAGUUUGCAAUCAGCCUAUCAACAGGCAGUGUUCCUUCGCGAAUAUCUUAACGCGCUGUAUCUGUGCAAACAGAUGAACAACGACGAUGCAACUCCGUUACGUAUACCGUGGAUAAAUUCUCAGGAUAUUCAAGUAUAUUUCGGCAUCCAGAAUGCGGACCGCGAGUGCUUCCUUGUCGACGACGAAGGUACGUGGAAAACAAUGGAACGCGCGUGCUCUCUGCAUUCGGCACCUCUGGUUUAUCACAUGAACUCUGCGAUCGACAAUAGUACAAGCGUGCAGGUGCCAGUUGGCCAGCAGAUUGAUGUGAUCUUGACCGUUAGCAAUUUGCUCGACAUUCCUCUACUUAUGACGGACGUGCAGCUUAUGUCUACUUUUGAAGCAGAAGCGGACGAGAACGAUCACUCUGAUUUUCAGUUUAAUGCAGUGACUGCCGACGUGCUCGAUGAGGUACCUUUACCGGGCCAUGCUGCCGACAUACCGUUGGUCUUAAGUGCAACGUGUCACCGUCGUGGUUUUCUAAACAUUACCGGCGUGGCGUAUGGUUUGGCUAGCGUCUCGUUUUCUGAUAGCGAAUUGGGCGUCGAUGCUGCUCAGAGUUAUUGCAACAAAAUGCCGGUCGUAUAUGGCUAUCAGCUGUUCAACAUUCGCGGUAGGAGACUGAACUCAAAUAAAGAGGAGCGCAUGACGGUCGUGUACGCGCCCGACAAACGCCUCGAACCCCAUAUCGUAGACAGUUGUCCGUCAUUGCGUAUUCGAUGUGAAAGCAGUGUAGUCGUCGAGGUUCUUGAGGAUCAGCUGUUUUUCGUUCCCUUCACUUUAGAGAAUGUCGGUACCUUGCCCAUACAUAAAGUGACGGCGUGUGCGACGCCGAACUCGAAUGUGCUAUUCACCGUGGUCGAUGGUUCAGCCUCCACCGACGUUUCGCCUCGUUCCGUCCUGUCCGCUGUUCGGACUUUAGAGGCAGAUGCCGAAGGCUUCCGGAAAAAGUACCUGACUUUCAGCCUGUUGGCCGAGGGUGAGAUGUUGCCACCGGCGCAUACUCUCUACCGUAUCUGCUGGAUUCGCGCUGGCGGUUGUUUCGGCGAUGAAAACGAUGGCGAGAACGUUCAGUUCUUGUCCGGAAGCGUGUCCCAAUCGCACAUCAAGCUAGUCUUUUACUGGCACUCCGAAUUACCUAACACAUCGAUGCCCAUUCGCUGCCGCACGUUUCGACUCACCUACCGUUACGUUUGCCGCAAGGCGAUCAAGCUCACCUGCCACCGACAGCGUCUAUCUGAUCAUCUUCAAAACGACAGCGGCGAGCAUUGUUCGCCUUCACUUCUGGUCGACCUAAACGUUCAGAACAUUGCUAACCUUGCAGGUUUGGCUGGCUGCGAGAUCAAGCUUCUGGGUAUUAUUGCUCAUUCAGCGGAUGGAUAUCGAAUUGGAAAUAUGAUUUCUACUAAGAAAGAUUAUGUUCUGCAGCCGGGUCAGUCGGGAAAUGUAUGCUUCGACGUUCGUUGCAGUUUACGCGAUAAACCAGCAGACUCGUUUCUUCCGCUGUCCGGCGUAUUUUCUUCCGGGCAGAUGGGUAACGAAAUAUUCGACAAUCCGUGGCAUCCGUCGCUAGUUCACCACGUCGGCUUGGCCGUAUUUGUCUCUUGGUCAGCAACGUGGCCAGCACCUGAUCCGACAGCGGUGAUCGGACAGUCAAUCGUAGACGAUUCGACGUCUUUCAAGGCUAGUCCGUGGUUGUGGUGCGGUCAGACGACGCGCCGGAUGAUCGUUCGGCGUGGCGAGUGCAACGAGACGAAACUGUUUCUUGCCGUAUUCACGCCUUGCGUUUUGGACCUAUCGUCGAAACUGAGUAUCGCCGUUCACACGAUUAGUGAUCCACGACAGUCCAGCGUCGCCCUUAGGUCUCAUUUUAUCACCGUUCGUCCCAUAAUGGCAAGCCCAACGACUGGAAUUCAGCAGCUGUUAGCCGCCGAGAAGAAAGCGGCUGAACAGGUGAACGAGGCACGCAAGCGCAAGGCCAGACGCUUGAAACAGGCGAAGGAGGAGGCACAGCAAGAGAUCGACAAAUACCGCACCGUAAGUAAAACAGCUACUUUGUUUAUUCAGCCAUUUCUAUGUUGAAC
Soboliphyme baturini is the source of this 2171-nucleotide messenger RNA. Lineage: Eukaryota; Metazoa; Nematoda; Enoplea; Dioctophymatida; Soboliphymatidae. The record is from the annotation of a GenBank genome assembly.